Cottoperca gobio is the source of this 3011-nucleotide messenger RNA. It is a transcript of the gene pde5aa, whose product is annotated as phosphodiesterase 5A, cGMP-specific, a. The record is from RefSeq and is a predicted model, not a curated record. NCBI's taxonomy places the organism in Eukaryota, Metazoa, Chordata, Actinopteri, Perciformes, Bovichtidae. Gene Ontology annotation, biological process: signal transduction. Gene Ontology annotation, molecular function: 3',5'-cyclic-nucleotide phosphodiesterase activity; protein binding.
AUGCCCUGUCUCAACUCUGAAGCGCUGGAGACCAUGCAGCCUGGCAGUGGGACGCCCGGGGCAUCUCCUGCAGCUGGGUCAGAGGAGUCCUGCAGCAGGGAAACAGUGACUGCGUCGCCGAUGGCGAGGGACAUGGGCUGGUUCUUCUCCCCGCUGUGGAGGCCUCGGUCCAAGACGAUUAGCAGGAGGUUUGAAGACGGUGUGAAAGGCGACCAAGUGGAGGCAUGGCUGGAUGACCACUCCGACUUUACGAGGGCGUACUUUUUACGCAGAACUUCCACGGUCAGUGGUCCACAGGCAGAAACUCCACUGCCCAGGUUUCCUAGGAGAAGCUCUGACCAGCUGAGGAAGGCUCAUCAUGGCAGACCUUCCUCUCCACUGGCCAGCUCACACAUGGCAUCAUUAAUGGACAGCCUCAAACCACUUCCCUCAAAUCUCAGUGCCCCCCCUGAGCGCAGCAUGGAUGGCUUCAGUCCAGAUGUAUGGCCUGAUCACUGCCCCUACUCUCCACGCUCUCCUCGUUCUUCACGCUUUCCUUUUUCUACCAUUUGCCCUUGCUCCCCUGACUUACCCUACUCUCCUUAUCCUCUGCCUCCCACUGCUGCAACUACUGAAGCCUGUGGCCAUGGUGAGUGCUGCCCAUGGAUGAUGGAGCUCCUGAGAGGAGGUCUCAGCUGGAUGGGUUCUGUAGCAGAGCUCUGCCAGGGGGCUGUCCUGCAUGCUGGGGAGCUGCUGGCAGCCGAGUAUUGCUCCCUCUCGUUGGUAAAGAAAGACUCUCGUGGAAGGAACACCUUGGAGGAGUUGAUCGCCCUGAAAGCAUUGGGGUGCUUGAGCGAAGGCAACAUCUACAGCCAUGCACACCGGGAGCUGGUGAAGGGUAUCAUGGAAUCUGCAAUGGCUACAGGGUCACCAAUGAACCUGAGAGACCCAUCAGGGGACCCCAGAUUCGACUUUGAUGACGACCAAUUAUCAAAGAUCAGCACUGUUUUGAGUGUCCCUAUCAAGAACCACAGAGGAGAGGUGGUAGGUGUAGUCGUAAUGAUCAACAAGAGAAAUGGCUGCGAUGGAUCAGUUUCUGUUUUUACCAACAUGGAUGAAAAGGUACUGUCGAAUCACAUGGAUGUGUUGGGGUUGGUCCUGGAUAAUGUCCAGCUGUAUGAAAGCUCAAGACAGGAGGCCAAACGCAGUCAGGCUUUGAUAGAAAUGGCACAAGUGUUGUCAAAGGAGCACCGUUCUUUUGAAGGUCUGCUGAGUAAGAUGGCUGCCACCAUCAUGCCCUUCACACAUGCUCAGUACUGCACCAUCUUCAUCCCCAGUGAGGAAACCUCAGUUGCGAAAGACGAGGUUUCAUUCUCCAGAGUGAUUAACCUGGAGUGUGAGGAGCUUGGAUCAACCUGCCAGAUCUACAGAAGGGGGCGUGACGUCAGCGAUAUAGACCCAUCACAUGCCCUUCGAACUCUGGAUUCUAUGGAAACAUUUAAUAUGUCGGAGAUUUCUCAGGAAACAACAAAGAGUCUGAUCUGCUGCCCCGUGAGAAAUGAAAGGUCUGAAAAUGUUAUUGCGGUGUGCCAACUGAUGAACAAAAGGAGCAGAGACACAGAUGAGAUGGAAGCUUUUAACAGAUACGAUGAGCGCCUACUGGAGGACCUGGCUGUGUACUGCGGCCUGGCUCUGCAGUAUUCUCAGGCUGUGCUGUUCACUGAGGAGCGGAGGGCCAGUAUCGAGGUCACAGAGGAGGUUCUUGCCUACCACAUCACCGCAGCAGAGCAGGAAAUCCUAGUAUUGCAGGAGGCAACUAUUCCUUCCGUUGAAUCACUGCAUAUUCGAGACUUCCAUUUCUCUGAGUUUGGUCUGCCAGAAGACAGGACCACUCAGGCCACCAUUCGUAUGUUCCUGGACCUCAAUUUGGUGCAGGAAUUUAACAUUGAUUACAAGAGUCUCUGCCAGUGGGUGCUGACUGUGAAACGUGGUUACAGGAACAACGUGCCUUAUCACAACUGGAACCAUGCACUGAGCACUGCUCAAAGCAUGUUUGCUAUGCUCAUGGCCACAGAGCAACUCCAGACAAUUUUUUCCCGUCUGGAGAUUUUAGCACUGAUGAUAGCCACUCUGAAUCAUGAUAUUGACCACAGAGGAGUCAGUAACUCGUACAUAGAAAGGAGUCAACAGCCUUUAGCUCAGCUGUAUGGACACUCUUCCCUUGAAAACCAUCACUACAAUCUGUGCAUCUUCAUCCUAAACAACACUGGGAGUCAGAUUCUCAGCGGCCUCUCUGCAGAGGACCACAGAGCUUUACUACACAUGCUCAAAAGGGCAAUCCUCGCAACUGACCUGAACGUCUAUAUGGAGAGAAGAAACGAGUUCUUUACUCUUGCCAAGAAAAGCGGAGUGAGCUGGAAGAGUGAGAAUAAAAGAGACUUACUGAGGUCGAUGUUGAUGACAGCUAGCGACCUCUCUGCAAUCACAAAGCCUUGGCCUGAACAAAAAAGGAUUGCCAACUUGGUUGCCAUGGAGUUCUUUGCACAAGGGGACAAAGAGAAAAAAGAGUUCAAAAUCCAACCCAUUGACGUCAUGAACAGGGAAAACAGCACUCGGAUGCCAUACAUGCAAGUUGAAUACAUAGAUGACAUCUGCUAUCCACUGUACAAGGCUGUAUCAAGACUGUUUGACACCUGCUCCCCACUGCUAAGUGGUUGUAAGAAGAACAGAAAAAACUGGAUGCAUCUGGCUGGGAAAGCAAAGGAAGAAGAUGAAAAUGGUAGCUGUGUCACCCUGCAAACACAUACAAAUAAUGAGGAAGAGACGCAGACAGAAGAUGGAGGACUGGACUGAGGAAGUUUGACCUGACCUGUUUGUUCUCCAUCCUCUCUUGGAAAUAUCAGCGUAGUGCCACAUCAGAACUUUGACUUCUUAAUGUUUUAAUGGGAUAUAUGCAACAAUCUUGACACAUAUAAGCAAUGCUGCAGUUGUCUGAGUUGCCUGGCUGAGAACAUAUCGUGUAGCAAGGCCAA